Molecule: messenger RNA, 1902 nt
Organism: Haliotis rufescens (red abalone)
Lineage: Eukaryota; Metazoa; Mollusca; Gastropoda; Lepetellida; Haliotidae
Product: epidermal retinol dehydrogenase 2-like
Exons: 6
Coding region: 56-1024 (322 amino acids)
Cellular component (GO): lipid droplet
Molecular function (GO): oxidoreductase activity, acting on the CH-OH group of donors, NAD or NADP as acceptor
Source: RefSeq, a predicted model, not a curated record
GAUCAAUGGGAGCCGCGCGCACCUGCCUGUUGCAGACGACAAAGUUCGAUCAGUCAUGUCUACGGUUCCAAACGCUAGAUCUAGAGAAAACAUGAGCCUUUUACACGAAAUUUUAGUAACGGUCAAAAAUGUGUGUGUUGCAUAUUUUGUAUCUUUUUAUCGCUUCUUUAUUCCGCGAUCGCCAAAAUCAGUUGUCGGCGACAUUGUUUUGAUAACGGGAUCGGGCAGUGGAAUGGGUCGCCAGCUCGCGGUGGAGUUUGCAAAGCGUGGAGCGGCGAUUGUUCUGUGGGAUAUUGAUAAAGAAAGAAAUAACGAGUCCCUUACAAUAAUUGAGGACAUCGGAGGGACAGCGCAUUCCUUCAUCGUUGAUGUCAGUGACCGUGAGGCAGUGUACCGGACAGGAGAGCGGGUCAGACAGGAAGUGGGGGACGUGACCAUCUUGAUCAACAACGCCGGAGUUGUGACUGGCAAGUCGCUAUUGGAGUCUCCAGAUAACAUGAUUGAGAGGACUUUUGAUGUCAAUCUACUUGCUCACUUCUGGACGGUGAAGUGUUUUUUACCAGCCAUGCUUCGGAAGAACCAUGGCCAUGUUGUCAACAUAGCCAGCUCAGUGGGACUUAUUGGUGUCAACAAGUUGACAGACUACUCAGCUUCCAAAUUUGGCGUGGUGGGUUUCACUGAGGUGUUGAACUAUGAGAUAGUCUUUGCUGGAUACGAUCAAGUUCAUACCACCGUCGUGUGCCCAUCUUAUACAAAGACAGGCAUGUUUGAGGGCUGUGAGAUGAGGUCAUACCCUAUUUUUGAGCAUCAUAGAUUCCCGGCAGUUAUACCACCCCUGGAGACAAGGGCCACAGUGGAAAAGAUCAUUCAGGGAAUUCUCACCAAUCAACAUCAAAUCUGUAUUCCACGCUUGGUGUAUAUCAUUGCAGUGCUCAAAACAAUGCUGCCAACAGAUGCUAUGGUAGAAAUCGUGAAGUUCUUUGGAGCAGAUAAGUUCAUGGACACAUAUACAGGAAGAAAGUGAAAUUCCCUCAAAAUGGGAAAAAAACAAUUCUUGAAAUGUUUUCAGAGACAUCUGUGUUCUUCUUCAAACCAAUUACUGGGGACGUCACAUAUGAUACUUCCUCAACCAAUCACUGGAGACUUCACAAAUGAUACUUCCUCAACCAAUCACUGGAGACGUCCCCUGUGGUACUUCCUCAACCAAUCAGUGGAGAGGUCCCCUAUGGUACUUCUUCAACCAAUCACUAGAGGUGUCCCAUAUGGUACUUCUUCAACCAACCGCUGGAGAAGUGACAUAAAAUACUUCCCCAACAAAUCACAGGAAACGUCCAUGCGGUACUUCCUCAACCACUUACUGGAGACGUCCAUGCGGUACUUCUUCAACCAAUCACUGGAGACGUCACAUAUGAUACUUCCUCAACCAAUCACUGGAGACGUGACAUACAAUACUUCCCCAACCAAUCACUGGAAACGUCCAUGCGGUACUUCCUCAACCAAUCACUGGAGACGACCCAUACGGUACUUCUUCAACCAAUCACUGGAGACGUGACAUACAAUACUUCCCCAACAAAUCACAGGAAACGUCCAUGCGGUACUUCCUCAACCACUUACUGGAGACGUCCAUGCGGUACUUUUUCAACCAAUCACUGGAGACAUCACAUAUGAUACUUCCUCAACCAAUCACUGGAGACGAGACAUACAAUACUUCCCCAACCAAUCACUGGAAACGUCCAUGCGGUACUUCUUCAACCAAUCACUGGAGACGACCCAUACGGUACUUCUUCAACCAAUCACUGGAGACGUCCCCUACGGUACUUCUUCAACCAAUCACUGGUGACGUCCCCUACGGUACUUCUUCAACCAAUCACUGGAGACCCCCCCUAUGGUACAUCUUGGUAC